AUAUUAAUAGUUUACGGUUUCCAUCUAACUCUGCUGGGAACUGCAAAGAAAAAAAAAAAAAAAUCAAAAAAUUUUACAGUGUCUUUACUUUUUUUUCUGUCUUACUCAAGAAUUUUUUUUUUUUUAUAUAAAAAAAAUGCCAAUGUUAACGUACAAUGGAACCGGAAAUGGAACAGUGGAGGCAGAUCGUAGUUCUCCAGCCGAAUCGUUUCUUUCGGGCGACGGAGAAUUGGCAGAAGAACCUGGAGAUUCACCGGGAACACUUAGGGACACAGAAGAAGAAGCCACAAUGUCGGAUGAAUUUUAUUCACACGAUACGGACGACGAUGAAGAUCAAAAUAAAAGGAGAAAAAUUCGAUCAAAUUCGAUCGAAACUAUUUCAACAUCGGGUAAUUUAGAUUUAAGUUCACCAACAACCAGAACAGGUGGUCAAGGUGUUAGAAAAUUAUUUACAAAUAGCCGAGAACGUUGGAGGCAACAAAAUGUGAGUGGUGCUUUUGCCGAACUUCGAAAAUUGGUCCCAACUCAUCCACCUGACAAGAAACUAUCAAAAAAUGAAAUUUUAAGAAUGUCAAUUAAGUACAUUAGACUCCUGAGCAACGUUUUAGAAUGGCAAAAGUCCCAGGAACGAAAUGGUUCAAAUCAUCAUCAUCAUAAUCAUCAAAAACAAAGACAGGAUAUGAGAAUAAAAUGCGAAUCGCAUUUUCUCAGUCAAAAUAAUAAUCAAAAAUCAAUUUUAAAAACUGAUAAACUACUAAACGAAAGUGUUAAUUCAUUUCCAUUAGUAAGUUUUAGUUCUGCAACACGACAUACAUCACAAAUUUGUGAUAAAAAUGGAAAUAAUUUAUUAAUGAUUGCACCUUUAAAUCAUAAUCGUUCCAAUAAUAAUAAUAAUAAUUCAUUUCAAAAUUCAGGACAUUCUCAAAAUAAUUAUAAUAACAAUAAUAAUAGUAAUACAUUCACCGAUUGGAUUCGUGGUCAAAAAAUAACAAAUUUCACGAAAUCAAAUCGUUCAUCGAUAAAUUCAAAUAAUUCACAAUUAGUGAAAAUUAUUGGUAAUUUGCAAAAUGAAAAUUGUAUGAAAAAACGAUUAAAAAUUGAAGAUGACAAUGAAGAAUCAUCAAUUUUACCAUUAGAUUCAAGAAUAAAUAAUAAUAAUAAUAAUAAUAAUUUACCAACGUCUAGAUUAGUAAAUUCACAAAAUUCUUCAUUAAAUAAUAUCGUUACAAAUUCAGUUCGUAAACGAGUGAAAAUUUCAUUUGUAAAAGAAACUCUCAGUGAUGGUAAUCUAUCUAGUGAUAAAUCAUAAAAUUUAUUUUGUUAA
Leptopilina boulardi is the source of this 1324-nucleotide messenger RNA. RefSeq lists its product as uncharacterized. Gene Ontology annotation, biological process: regulation of transcription by RNA polymerase II. NCBI's taxonomy places the organism in Eukaryota, Metazoa, Arthropoda, Insecta, Hymenoptera, Figitidae. Gene Ontology annotation, molecular function: DNA-binding transcription factor activity, RNA polymerase II-specific; protein dimerization activity; RNA polymerase II cis-regulatory region sequence-specific DNA binding. The transcript is spliced from 4 exons. The coding region runs from base 137 to 1309 and encodes 390 amino acids. The record is from RefSeq and is a predicted model, not a curated record.